This is a messenger RNA of Vollenhovia emeryi, 1641 nucleotides long. Its product is annotated as pre-mRNA-splicing factor 38B. The record is from RefSeq and is a predicted model, not a curated record. Lineage: Eukaryota; Metazoa; Arthropoda; Insecta; Hymenoptera; Formicidae. The transcript is spliced from 6 exons. Bases 271 to 1434 code for a protein of 387 amino acids. Gene Ontology annotation, cellular component: precatalytic spliceosome.
UUAAUGGUAUUGCGCGCGCGCAAUAGAGAACCGGAUGUGUACGUUUGUCCAUCAUACGUAACAGAGAACUACGAUUUCUCACCUUUUUUUGGUCCAUUAGAAGAGUUACAUCGUCGGUUUUGACGAUACUCGGUGAAAUCAUCGCGCCGGAGAUCGUCCUCGUGACUUGAUCCGGAGAGAGCGGUUCGAAACUGAGCGAGUCCACUCGUUCGUCCUCGGUGCGAUCGAUGUGGAGACUCCACGCGAGUCUCCCCGACAAAUCGCUCGAAAAUGCAAGUACAGGAGGCCGAAGGUGCGGAUGGAUCUCCGUGGAAUAACUCAAGUGGCUGCGACGAGGAACGUAGGCCGGCGCAGAAGGAGUGUAAAAAAUCCAACGUGUUGCCACUAUGGGGCAACGAGAGGACUAUGAAUUUGAAUCCUUUGAUUCUCACCAACAUACAAUCGUCACAUUAUUUCAAGGUGAAUUUGUAUGAACUCAAGACCUAUCACGAGGUGAUCGACGAGAUCUACUAUAAGGUCUCUCACCUGGAACCAUGGGAGAAAGGCAGCAGAAAGACUGCGGGCCAAACUGGCAUGUGUGGAGGCCGGUUCAUGCAGGUACGAGGCGUGGGAGCUGGCGGAAUCGUUUCCACGGCGUAUUGUUUGUUAUACAAACUCUUCACGCUGAGGCUAACCAGGAAGCAGCUGAAUGGGCUCAUCAAUCAUCCGGACUCACCCUACAUACGCGCUCUAGGAUUUAUGUAUAUUAGAUACACACAGCCACCGGCAGACUUGUUCAGCUGGUACAGCGACUAUCUGGAGGACGAAGAGGAGUUAGACGUGAAGGCGGGCGGUGGACAAACGAUGAAAAUGGGCGAUAUUCUCAAGCAAUUCCUCACGAAACUCGAGUGGUUCUCCACACUGUUUCCACGGAUACCGGUACCGAUCCAAAAGGAUUUGGAGCUGCGGUUAGCCGAGCGUUUUCCGCAACAGCAGGUGAAUGCGCGAAACGCUAAGCCGCCAAUCACUCUCAACAGCCACGGCAAGUACGGCAACAAAGAAGGCCGUAAGGACAAUGAGCCGACGAGGACCGUAAAGACAAGAAUAGAGAGCGCGAUCGAGAGCGCGAGAGAUUGCGGGAACGUGACAGAGAAAGAGCUCGCGAACGGGAUCGCGAAAGAGACAAGCACAGCAAACGGUCUAGCAGUCGUGAUAAAAAUAAAAGACAGGGGGAUCAUAAAAGUCGCAGCAGAGACAGAUCCUAUAGAGAUAGAAGCAGGGAUCACCAUCGUGACAGAGAUCGACAUCGGGACAAAAGAGGUUCGCCGUACGACUAUGCCACAGAGUUGGCACGCGAGCGCGAGAGGCAACGAAGGGAAAGAGAAUGAGAGGCGAAAACAAUUACACACUGUGUACAUAUUUAAUUAUUUCUACUACCAGCUAAUAUGUAAUUAAGAACAUCAAGGAAAAAAGUGAGCUGUCACGUAGCUACAGCUACCGAGCCAAGUCACCAUCACCACCACUACAAUCACUGUCUUUAUCAUCAACACUACGUACGUUCACAGGGGAAGUGUUUCUCGAGAUGGAGCUUAAGUCUUAAGUUUAACUCUAUAUUCACAUGUAGUUUACAUGUUUUUAUAAAAUAAAUUCAUCACACUGUCA